Messenger RNA from Solanum dulcamara, 751 nucleotides. RefSeq names its product glutaredoxin-C6-like. NCBI's taxonomy places the organism in Eukaryota, Viridiplantae, Streptophyta, Magnoliopsida, Solanales, Solanaceae. The record is from RefSeq and is a predicted model, not a curated record. The transcript has a single exon. Bases 61 to 495 code for a protein of 144 amino acids.
UUUUUUUUUCUAUAUAUACUCUCACUUUGUUCAGAGUCUUAUAUAAACUGUGUGUUCAUCAUGCAAGACGUCCGCCGUUACUCGCCGUUAUCUGACGGCGGCGGAGUAACGCUAGAACUCACCACAACCACCAUUUCGCCACUAGCAAUCGACGUGACGGAAUCAACGGAGAUGAGAAUCCGGCGACUGAUCUCCGAGAAUCCCGUCGUGAUUUUCACCCGAUCUGCCUGCUGCAUGUGCCACGUCAUGAAACGGCUGUUAUUAUCCGCCGUUAGCGUUCACCCAACCGUUAUUCAAUUGGAAGAGGAAGAGAUCGCAGCCCUCCCUGGCGUUUCCGUCGACAGCGCCGCCGCGGAGGAAGGCGGUGAGACGCCGGCGUUGUACAUCGGAGGGACACGUGUCGGUGGAUUAGAGAGCCUCGUGGCACUGCACCUUAGUGGUCGACUUGUUCCUAAGCUUGUGGAAGUUGGUGCUAUUACUGAAAUGGUAUUGUAAAGAAUUUUAAUUAUGUUUCUAUAUUUGUAAUAAUGUGUUUUAAACAAAAAUUAAAAAAAAAGUAAAAAUAAUAAUGUUAGUAUUAGUAUUAAUUAAGUUUUAAGGUUUUGUUUAGUCUUCAUAAUUGUGCUUUUACAGGCUGUAAUCUCUGUAUUUUAUUCCAAAUGGCCAAAAGUUGAAUUGAAAAGAAAAAAAGGUGUGCUCCUCCUUUUUCUUUUUUUUUAACAACUUUGUUGGGAAUUUGGAGUUUACUGUU